CUUUAAUCUCAAAAUUUAUAGCAAUAACAAUAUUUUAGAGUAAACACAAAAGUAUCUUUCAACACUACUGAACAAAAAGUGUUGUUAAUUUUAAAAGCAUGCGCAAAAGUGUUGCUAACUUGAUUAUUGUUUGUAAGUAAGCGUUACUUUAGACUUUACCCAUUUUUCGAUCGGUUUCAGAAUAACCAUGUUGCACAUCAUUAUUAUUGUGGCACUUGCAGUUGUGGUAGUGAUCCACAAGGAGCAAAUUGUAGGGCCAAAAAAGUUUUUGCGCAUCGUCACAAGAAAAGUGAACUUUAAGCCUCAGGACCAAAUAUUAAGCGCAAUUGUGAUCACCGAUAAUAGUCUAUCGAAGGGCGGAACAGCUUUUCUACUCAAAGGAGGACCACCUGCCAGAUUUGCGAUGAUUGCUUUCCGAUCCGAUCGAAAUCACGGUCUGAAUUGGAGAUAUAUGCCUCUGAUUUAUGCGUUGCAUGUACAAAUACAGGUUAAUUUCCUUAAAAAUGUAUCAAUAAUUAGAUUAAAUAUUUCUUACUGUGUACUCAUUCCAAGCGAAUUCCUGCAGCAGGACGAGUUCAGUGGAGGACAAACCCUCGUCUGGAUUUGAUGGCCAUGGCGGCGACAUAUUACUUCCUUAUUUGUGGGCCGUGCCGCCCGGCGAACUUUCACCUUUCUCCGUCACGCUCCAAAAAGUGAAACAUUAGGAGCAGAAAUCGCAUUGUGUGUGUGUGUGUGUGCGGCAUAAGUGUGUGUGCGUGUGUUUCGCAUUAAAACAAUGACGAGGCGCAAACAUUUUUAGCGCUGACAGCGAGCCAAACAUCCGCCAGAUAAAAAUGCCCGCGAACAAGCACACAAAUUUGAUUGAAUCAACGGCGGCGCAUCGUCCUGUCCUGUGCCGUCUAUAUCCCUCGUCCUGGCCAUUGUUUCCCCCCGAACCGAUGGUGUCCUGCCCUCUUGCUAGUCGUUCUGGGAUGAUAAUGAUAAGCGCAUAAAACCAUUAAGUGAUUCCACUCAAAUGAGCACGUUAGGAGGACUGCGUUGCUUGUUUGGACCGAAUUAUUCGCUUACUGGCUGAUCUACCAUAGCGUACACUUAGCAAAAAUUAUUUUAGAAUAUUCUAAUUAAUAUUUUGAGUGUAUUAUAUAAAAACGCACAAUAGUACUAAGCUUGUAGUUAAGGAAUAUUUUAUUUAGAUUACCUAAAAAGUCUAUGCAUACCAAUGCUAAAUUAAAUGUAUUCACCUUAUUACAUAUGAUAGAUUUGGAUUCACUGUAGUCGCAUCCACUAAUUGAAUAGCUCACAAAGGCAAAACCCUCGCU
Messenger RNA from Drosophila simulans, 1319 nucleotides. RefSeq lists its product as uncharacterized. Bases 188 to 607 code for a protein of 139 amino acids. The record is from RefSeq and is a predicted model, not a curated record. Lineage: Eukaryota; Metazoa; Arthropoda; Insecta; Diptera; Drosophilidae. The transcript is spliced from 3 exons.